Molecule: messenger RNA, 2149 nt
Organism: Pelodiscus sinensis (Chinese soft-shelled turtle)
Lineage: Eukaryota; Metazoa; Chordata; Testudines; Trionychidae
Source: RefSeq, a predicted model, not a curated record
CCCGCGGGGGGCCUCCUAAUGAUCAUCUGCAGCCCUAGCCCUUUGCAUGGGCCCCUUUGGGUCCACUCCAGGGACAACAUCGGAGCUGUAGCCUGGAGACAGAAUGUGACCAACUGGGCAAGGCCUGCAGAAGAGCUCCCAUUGCUCCAGAACUUGUCCUUCUCUCAACAGAACUUCAUAAACGGUCUAGCCUUAAAAAACUGGGUUGAGCAGCCCUGCAUCUGCCACUCUAUUCACUAGAAAUUUAACCUCCCUAGAAAGGGUGAAAGCCCCUACUGACAUGUCUCCAAUGGCCCUUCUCCCCUGCCAGGCUGCAACACCCAUGUCUGUCCCCAGCUCAGCCCCUGGCCUGCAGAACCAGGGACAGGAAAUGGCUCUGGCGGAGCCGGUGAGCUUCGAGGAGGUGGCUGUGUGUUUCUCUGAGGAGGAAUGGGCUCUGCUGGACCUGGGCCAGAGAACCCUCUACGGGGAUGUGAUGCAGGAGAAUUAUGAGGCUGUGAGCUGGCUGGGAUUCCCACUUCGCAAACCUGACCUGAUCGCCCAGCUGGAACGAGGAGAAGAGCCGUGGGUCCCAGAUCUCCAGCCUUCCAAAGAUUUGGAGAUCCAGAGAGACACCCACACAGGUGCUAGGACAGUGAGGGAGAACAAGGAGAAGAAUCGACAGCAGGAAGGGCCUGGCACCGUAAAAUCACAGGGAGCUUUUGUGGAAGGAGCUGAAGGGGAUUUUUCCCAGUGUGUGAAACAGGAAAAAACCUGGGGAAAUCGACACAGGGCAGAAAGCCAACUGGAGAACAAUCCAACAAGGAAAGCGGAGGAAUCCAGUGAAUGUGGAGGAGGAUCCAAGGAUCCCAAGGAAACUACAGCCCAGCAGACCAGUCCCAAUGGAAAGCAACCCUGUGAAUGCUCAGAGUUUGGGAAAAGUUUCAGUGAGAAGUCAGACUGCGUUCUGCCCCAGAGAGGGCACACUGGAGAGAGACUCUGCAAAUGCCUGGAGUGUGGAAAAAGUUUGACUGAACUGUCAUCCUGCAUUGAACAUGAGAUUAUCUCUGUGGGAGAAAAAACCCAUAAAUGCUUUGUGUGUGGGAAAAGCUUCACUUUGAGUUCAUACCUUAGUGGAUAUGAGAGAAUCUGCAUAGGAGAGAGGCCAUGUAAAUGCCAUCAGUGCAGUAACGUUUUCAGUACUCAACCAGUCCUCAUUGGACAUGAGAGAACCCACAGAGGAGAGAGACCAUACAGAUGUCAUGAGCGUGGGAAAGGUUUCAGAAAGCCAUCAGCCCUUAUUGUCCAUGAGAGAACCCACACAGGAGAGAGACCAUAUAAAUGCCAUGAGUGUGGGAAAGUUUUCACUAGUCGGCCAAUCCUCACUAUACAUGAGAGAACUCACACGGGAGAGAGACCAUGCAGAUGUCAUGAGUGUGGCAAAGGUUUCAUUAAACAGUCAGCCCUUACUGUCCAUGAGAGACAGCACACAGGAGAGAGACCAUAUAAAUGCCAUGAGUGUGGGAAAGUUUUCACUAGUCGGCCAAUCCUCACUAUACAUGAGAGAACUCACACGGGAGAGAGACCAUGCAGAUGUCAUGAGUGUGGCAAAGGUUUCAUUAAACAGUCAGCCCUUACUGUCCAUGAGAGACAGCACACAGGAGAGAGACCAUAUAAAUGCCAUGAGUGUGGGAAAGGCUUCACUCAGCAGCCAAUCCUCACUAUACAUGAGAGAACUCACACGGGAGAGAGACCAUGCAGAUGUCAUGAGUGUGGCAAAGGUUUCAUUAAACAGUCAGCCCUUACUGUCCAUGAGAGAACCCACACAGGAGAGAGACCAUAUAAAUGCCAAUGCCAUAAAUGUGGGAAAGGUUUCACUCAGAGAUCAGCUCUUACUAUCCAUGAGAAAACCUACAUGGGAGAGAGACCAUAUAAAUGUUCUGACUGUGGGAAAGAUUUCUCUCGGAGGUCAGCUCUUACUGUCCAUGAGAGAACCCACACAGGAGAGAGACCAUAUAAAUGCCAUGAGUGUGGAAAAGGUUACACUGCACGAUCAGCUCUCAUUAGACAUGAGAAAACCCACAUGGGGGAGUGUCAGCGGGGACACUGGGGUCUGCGAGACCCAACACUGCGGGGCCAGGAGGAGGAUUGUGGAGCAAACUGGGGCUAG